UUAAGCGUCCUUCCGUUAUCUUCUCUGCAGGGGUUUAGGGUUUUGUUCCUCCGUCUCCUCUCAUUUGGACGAGAGAGGGAAAAUCAAUGGCUGCGGAAACCGGAAGCCAUGGCCAACCUCACAAAGCUCACCGGUCGCGGCAGGCCGGGCCGUCUGCGAAGAAGAAGAAGAAGGGCGGUUCCAAGUCCGACAAGGAGAACCUCUCCGAGGAGCAGAGGCGGCAGCAGAACCCCAAGGCAUUCGCCUUCAAUUCCUCCGUCAAGGCCAAGCGGCUGCAGUCUCGCUCCGUCGAGAAGGAGCAGCGCCGCCUCCACGUCCCAACCAUCGACCGCACCUAUGGCGAGCCUGCCCCGUACGUCGUCCUUGUUCAUGGACCCCCCAAGGUUGGGAAGUCACUUCUGAUAAGGUCCCUCGUGAAGCACUACACUAAGCAUAACUUGCCGGAAGUUCGAGGACCCAUUACCAUUGUGUCUGGCAAGCAAAGGCGGGUGCAAUUUGUGGAGUGCCCAAAUGAUAUCAAUGGCAUGAUUGAUGCCGCCAAGUUCGCCGAUCUAGCGUUACUGCUUAUUGACGGAAGUUAUGGCUUUGAAAUGGAAACAUUUGAAUUUCUCAACAUUCUGGACACUCAUGGGCGCCCAAAUCUCAUGGGUGUCCUUACUCACCUUGAUAAGUUUAAGGAUCCGAAGAAACUUAAGAAAACAAAGCAGCGACUCAAGCAUCGUUUCUGGACUGAGACUUAUCAGGGAUCAAAACUGUUUUACUUGUCUGGUCUAAUUCAUGGAAAGUACCUUAAACGCGAAGUUCACAAUCUUGCGCGGUUCAUUUCUGUUAUGAAAUUCCGUCCUUCGUCUUGGAGAAGUGCUCAUCCAUAUAUUCUAGCUGAUCGUUUUGAAGAUGUCACUCCUCCUGAAAGAGUGCAGCAAAAUAGCAAAUGCGACAGAAAUGUUACUCUUUAUGGUUAUUUACGGGGCUGCAAUUUGAAAAGGGGCGCAACGGUGCAUAUUGCUGGAGUUGGAGAUUAUAGUUUAGCUGGGGUGACAAGCUUAGCUGAUCCUUGUCCUUUGCCAUCAGCAGCCAAAAAGAAGGGACUCCGAGAAAAGGAAAAGUUAUUUUAUGCACCUAUGUCUGGAGUUGGUGACCUCCUCUAUGACAAGGAUGCUGUCUACAUCAAUAUUAAUGAUCACUUUGUUCAGUUUUCAAAAACUGAUGAGGAAAAUGGGGAAGUCAAUCGAAAAGGAAAGGAACCAGAUGUGGGUGAGGUUUUGGUGAGGUCACUCCAGAACACAAAAUAUUCAGUUGAUGAAAAGCUAGAGAAGAGUUUUAUUGACCUAUUCGGACGGAAACCUGAUGUCUUCUCGAAAGCUAAUGGGGAAGCAAAGGAUAUGCAGCAAGCUGUGGCUCAGGGUCAUGAAAUGGAGCCUCUAGGUUAUCUAAAAUCCGGAGAAGAUUCUUUAUCUGGUGAGACUGAUGCUGAGAAUGUGGAUGGUUCAGAAUCUUCUGAUCAGGAUGAAUAUGAUAAUGCCAACGAAUCAAUGAAACAAACCUUUAUUAAAGAUGGCUUUACAGAACAUGUUGAGUUUCAUGGGGGAAGGAUGAGGAGGAAAGCUAUUUUCGGAGGUGAUGCUGAUUAUGGGGACUUAGAUGCAGAUUCCGAUGGAGAGAAUGAAGAUGACAAUAAUGAGGAUGAUGUUCCCGGAGAUGAUGAAGAUCUUAGUGAUGAGGAUAAUAAGUCAUCUGAUUCUGACGUUUUAGAUGAUGAUGAUGAUGAUGUAGGGGAUAAUGAAGAGGAUAUGGGUAAUGUUUCAAAGUGGAAAGAAUUUUUGGUGGAGAGGACAGUCUCAAGGCAACAUAGGAAUCUUAUGCAUGUUAUCUAUGGGACAACUGCUGCAGUAUCAACUUCUGUAAAUGAAGGACAGGAAGAUGCAGACAGCGAGGAAGAGGAAUUUUUCAAGCCAAAGGGAGAAGGAAGAAAGAAUGUGAGAGAAGAUUUAGCUGCUGAAGACAUUAACAGAGAAGACUGUUCAAAGUUUGUUGGAAGCCUGAAAAAGUGGGAAGAUGAAGAGGCUGUUGAAAGUAUUCGUGACCGUUUUGUUACUGGAGAUUGGUCAAAGGGUGCUUUCAGAAAUCAAAUGUCAGAGGAUAACCAAGAAGUUGAUGAUGAUGUUUUUGGUGACUUCGAAGAUUUGGAAACUGGAGAGAAGUAUGGAGAUGACCAAGCGGAGGAAUCUGAAAAAAAGGCUAUGCAAAUGGAGGAUGAUGCAGUGAUUGAGGAGAGGAGGCUGAAAAAACUUGCUCUUCGGGCAAAGUUUGAUUCUCUCUAUGAUGGAGAAGCACCAGAAGAGGAUGAUGAUGACAAACAGGUUGGAGAAUUUCACCACAGUAAAGCACAUGAAGGUGGCUAUUUUGACAAGUUAAAGGAGGAGAUUGAACUUCGGAAGCAGAUGAACAUAGCAGAGCUUAACGACUUGGAUGAGACGACUCGGAUAGAGAUAGAGGGUUUCCGAACAGGGACCUACUUGAGGCUGGAGAUUCAUGAUGUUCCUUAUGAGAUGGUUGAACAUUUUGAUCCCUGCCACCCUGUACUGGUUGGUGGAGUUGGUUAUGGCGAGGAGAGUACUGGCUACAUGCAGGCAAGGUUAAAGAAGCACAGGUGGCACAAGAAAGUUCUGAAGACCAGAGAUCCCAUAAUUGUCUCCAUUGGUUGGAGGCGUUACCAGACAAUACCAAUUUAUGCUAUUGAGGAUCGCAAUGGAAGGAAUCGCAUGCUGAAAUACACACCAGAGCAUAUGCAUUGUCUUGCCAUGUUCUGGGGUCCGCUUGCACCACCCAAUACUGGGGUUAUUGCGGUCCAAAGCUUAUCAAACAAUCAGGCAGCAUUUCGAAUAACAGCAACUGCAGUGAUUCUUGAAUUUAACCAUGCGGCACGGAUAAUGAAGAAAAUAAAGCUGGUCGGUUACCUUGCAGAUUUUCAAGAAGACUGCCCUUGUAAAGGAUAUGUUUACUUCAGAUCUUGAGAUUGCAAGGUUUGAAGGUGCAGCAGUUCGAACUGUGAGUGGGAUUCGUGGGCAGGUGAAAAA
Punica granatum (pomegranate) is the source of this 3077-nucleotide messenger RNA. The record is from RefSeq and is a predicted model, not a curated record. Lineage: Eukaryota; Viridiplantae; Streptophyta; Magnoliopsida; Myrtales; Lythraceae.